UGGAUAUUGAGAAAACGAAUUUGUAAUGUUCACAAUAUAAUAUUGUACAAAAAUGUACCGAUUUUGCGCUGAACAGAUAGAAAUAGAUGUGUACGUAAUUAUUUAGCUACUCCCUCAAACUUUGCAACUGUAACGAUAAAAUUCUCAAUUAAAGCCCCAUUUCUUCGAGGCUAUAGUUGGACUAGCAUUAUUAUUCAAAUACGCACGGUUACGUUCGGUUUUGACUCAAAAUAUGCCCUAAAAACAUCAAAAACUGAAACUAUGGAGAAGGUUCCUCGACUAUUUCAGAAUAUGAGAAAUCUUCAUCGUGCAAAAAAUAUAUCUGAAUGUAAAAGGUAAACCAGCAAAAUGUUUUCAAUUUCUAUACUAGAGCAGAUAAUUCCAAACCAAUUUCAUUCUAAAGACAAUCAAUCCAGGCUUCAAAAAUAUGUAAGCGAUAAUUUUAGGACUCGCAAUCUGAUGAACUUUUGGUGUCACACUUAACAGCACAAUUUUUUUAAGGACAAACGCGGCAAAAACAGAUGCUCUCAAAGAUUUCAAGGCUAUACAAUUGUGAGCUAUGAUACCUUGUUAUGAGGUUGAAAAAGCGUUGUUUCUAUAAGAUUUGUCAAUAAGAACAUAUAUAAUGUGAUCAAAUCUGUCGAGGUAGUUCUACCAUUACUCGGGUAGCUUAUGACACGUAUUUUUCGAACAGGACAGGCAACUCAAUCUAUAUAUGCCUAAAAGACGGAAGGAUGGUCUAAAAAUUAGAAACGACUUGCUGUACUCAUAAUUUACAUUCCAGAUACUUGGAAAUAAAGUUACGACACUUCUAGAUUAUAAAAAGCAACAUAUUUACCUUUGCUUUCCAUGAAAUCUAAGUACAAUCCCUCAUUAUCACUCCGAGCAAAUACCUUAUCUCAAAAAUUCUAAUAACAUCCUGUAGAAACGUCAGUUUUUUGACAGAAUUAAUUCUAUUUUCAAAAUCGGGUACGUUUCAUAAAUACAGAAAACAAAACUGACGUGGGUUGCCAAUAAACAAACGUAACGUUUUCAUUUUUUUGUACAAAAUUAUCACGUAAAAUGCUAGAAAAGUACCACUAAUAUGGCUUUACACUCAAUUUUGAAAAACGUAAACCACAUAAAACCUAGGCUGCCAACACCCAACAUUUAUGGACUAAGAAAAUUAUGUUCAGAAGACUGCGGUGAAGAAAAGGUAAGCUGCACUUGCCAAAGUGAAUUUUCGGUGAAGUUUUCAUACGGUUUAUUGUAGAAAGGACUAGUUUUGGGCGUAUAUGAAGGUGAAAAUGACGAACCAGUUUUCACAAAGGCAGCAUCAAAAUUUAAUGACCACACUAGCGGAAAAUUAUAUGAUUUAGUGAAAAGGGCUGGCCCAGAGAUCAAAAGAGGCGGAGCACGAAUUUUCAAUAACAUGGACAAAGAAUUUUGGUCAAUAGCGGUAGUAGGAUUAGGCAAAGAGAAGUUGGGCUACAACGAACUGGAGGCCAUCGACGAGGGCAUGGAGGCUGUCCGAGAAGCGGCGGGCAUGGGGGCUCAAGUACUAAAAAGGGAGGGGGUUACCAGGAUUUUGGUCGAGGGUCUGGGACACCCCGAACAGGCGGCGGAAGGAAGUGCUUUGGCGCUGUGGCGAUACCAAGAAAACAGAUCACGACAACAUUGGAGAAUCAUCCCAACCCUAGAACUAUUUGACGAUUGUGAUGCCGAAGGCUUCCAGCGAGGCCUCUUCAAGGCUGAAUCACAAAACCUGGCGAGGCGCCUGUCAGAUACACCAGCCAAUCAAAUGACACCUCUGCAUUUCGCACAAGAGACUGUCAACGAAUUGUGUCCGUGUGGAAUUAAGGUUAUGGUACAUGACAAAGACUGGAUCGAGCAAAAGAAAUUCCAAGCUUUCUUAAUGGUGGCACGAGGUUCCUGUGAACCCCCAGUUAUCGUAGAAAUUUCAUACUGUGGAGCACCUCAAGACCAGAAGCCCGUGCUAAUGGUAGGCAAGGGCAUCACGUUCGACGCGGGCGGGCUAUGUUUGAAACGAUGCGAGGGCAUGGACCGAUUUAGGGCGGACAUGAGCGGGGCGGCGGCCAUCAUCGCCGCUAUCCGAGCGGCGUCUGCCCUAAGUUUGCCCAUUAACAUCGAGGCCGUCAUCCCGCUAUGCGAAAACAUGCCAAGCGGUAUGGCCAUGAAGUGCGGAGAUGUAGUAAUGGGACUUAAUGGUAAGUCAAUCAUGAUAACUGACACGGACAAUGAAGGCCGUUUGAUGCUCGCCGAUGCGUUAGUAUACGGUCAGGCGCAAUACAAACCUAGGUUAGUUAUCGACGUGGCAACCUUAACGCCAGGUGUAAGAGCAGCUUUAGGGUCGGCGGCUAGCGGAGUGUUUACCAACUCGCAGACUAUGUGGUCUCAGACUCGCAAAGCGGGAGUAAUAACGGGCGACCGAGUAUGGCGACUCCCCCUAUGGAAGUUCUUUACGAAGAAGGUGACUUACUUCAGGUCGCACGACGUGAAUAAUAAAGGCUGGGGUCACGGAUCUUCUUGUAUUGCGGCCGCUUUCUUAAACGAAUUCAUCGAUUGUGUCGAUUGGAUCCAUUUUGACACUACAGGUGUUGGGAUGAAGAGUGAGCACAAAGUGUAUCCAUACUUAACGAAAGGCCGAAUGACAGGUCGGCCGACACGAACCUUGAUCCAGUUAUUGUACCAAUUGAGCUGUCCCGCGGAAGGUGCCCGCAAAUUAGAAUGAUUGAAGUCUCCGUUAAAAAAAGUCGACGUCUGUAUAGUGUAAAUGCCUCUUUCCCCUGUCAUAUGUAAAACUCUUGUCAUCGAUAUUCUAAAUAUAUCACAUAAAUAUUGUAUAUACACAAACAACACCUUAUCUGGAUAUUGUGGCAUAUUGUUGAAUAGGUCAACUCUUAAAUUUAAGUAGGGUGGGAUUUUUUUUCUCUCAAGGAUGAUAAUUGUAUUUUAUUAUACUCUUAUCUUUUACAGUCAAAGGGCGACCUUUGCAUCGUAGGGAAUCUAGCGGCCCGACUUUGAGCCAGAUAACGAUUUGUAUGCUCAGGAAGCCAUAUAAAAUUAAUCCAACAACUCCACUUUGCAAAACAAAUCUCAAAUUAGCCUACAAUCAAUUGAUACUGGAUAGUGAGCAACAAUGAACAUUCGAGUUUUUGUGCACUCAAUAACAAUGCAUAGAAAAUAAAAAAAACGUCUUGCAAUAAUCACAUUUAAACCAAAUCCAACUUCAUAUCGAGACAAAAAACAUCUAGUUUUGUAACCACUGACUUUCAACCUUAAAAACUAUCAGGCAUACUGAGAUCACAGGGAAACCUUUAGUUUUGACAAUAUUCCACAUUAUAAUAAUAUUGCCAUCAGUGCUGGGAAGCUAUAUAAAGUGCACAUCUGUCUUUGAAACAUUUCACGUAUAAUGAAACGUAUAUAUUAAAUUUUUAUGGUUGAUACACUAUAUGCUCUUUACAAUGACAUCAUUUUUAAACACAUAAAUAUAAAUAUAUCGUACCUUUGGUCUUGGGAACAUUUCAAGCAUAUAAACACAGAUGGCUCUGAAGAACGUGCCCGUAAAAAUUACAUCAACUAUGUACACAAGACAGGUGAAGGUCAGGUAUUUAACGUGGUAACAAUGCUCCAUGUGACAUUAUACAACUUUGCAUGUGAGAUAUUGUUGAGGCAAAUGUUUAUGUUCAUUGUGAUUCCGUCUUAAGUCUAAAUUCGUUGUAGAGAUAUGGAAGGCUAAGGUACAUUCGUUUGUUCGGCUUUGGGUCAUCCACCACUAUCGGUGCUGAAAAAAUAGUUACCUUUACCACGUGAUACCUGUUUGGAGUGACUUUUUGUCAAAACUACUGUUGAAGAAUAAGUGAAUAAAAAUGGCGCCGAUGGUGGUAGGUCGUCAGAUUCCGAUGCCUCACGAGUAGAGUAUAACUGAUAUGGCAGCUGGUCACUGCCAGUCCAAACGUUUUCUAUAAUUGUAUUUUUAAUCAAAUCAAUCUAUAUAUUGUUCCCAAAUAAUACAAGUCUAUAUGCAUCCUACAUACCUCUAAUCAAAAAUGCGGUUACGCUUGAAUUCUACAUAAUACAAAAAACAAAAUAUUCAUGCCACGAGUUUACAGUUUAUAUAUGAGCCUGAUUAUGUAUUGGUCAGCUCUUUUAUAUUGAUAAGUAUUUGUGUAAACUUAUUGUAACAACAAUUUAAUAUAUUGUAUACUUUGUGAA
This is a messenger RNA of Acanthoscelides obtectus, 4215 nucleotides long. Lineage: Eukaryota; Metazoa; Arthropoda; Insecta; Coleoptera; Chrysomelidae. The record is from the annotation of a GenBank genome assembly.